This is a messenger RNA of Guyanagaster necrorhizus, 2888 nucleotides long. RefSeq lists its product as uncharacterized. Gene Ontology annotation, cellular component: RZZ complex. Gene Ontology annotation, biological process: mitotic spindle assembly checkpoint signaling; endoplasmic reticulum to Golgi vesicle-mediated transport. Lineage: Eukaryota; Fungi; Basidiomycota; Agaricomycetes; Agaricales; Physalacriaceae. Bases 19 to 2676 code for a protein of 885 amino acids. The transcript is spliced from 7 exons. The record is from RefSeq and is a predicted model, not a curated record.
GUCGGUGGCCACACCGUCAUGGCGUUUCUCAUUCCCUCCCAUCUCCCUCGGAGGGCCCUUCCCCAGGAUGUCUCAUCUAGCAUUCUCAACAAAAUCGACGCUGCGACGAACGAGUCGCUGAAUGCGGCGCUGGCGUCGUCGUGGAUCCAAGAACUCAACGACAUUAUAUACGCAACCAAGAAACGCAUACACGAGCGUAUCCAUGAGGACUUUCCAAAAUUUGAACAACAGCUAGCGUCAGCCAAGUCUCUGCAGACACGUCUGCAGUCCUUAACCAGGGAGAUCGACGGUCUCUCUGACAAGUUGUCACGACCAGAGACAGGCCUGAUACCGACGCUAAUACACUCUCUUACGGAGCAUGUAACCUUGGCGCAAGAAAACGCGGAUGCAGAAGUUCUCCAUGGCUGCCUGUCUCAUUUAUUGCGGUGUCGAACGGAACUCGAAUCUUUGGACAGUCUGGUAAAUGCUGGAAAGCUUCCAGACGCUGUGGCCGCUUGCAAGGAAGUGGAGGUAUUACUUACCGAUGUUCCUCUGCCAUUGACGCACAGUGAUGUUCUUGUCGACCUCAAGAACAAAUUCCGUUCUGCAAAAGCUCGCAUUGAGGAUCAACUGGGUGAGGCAUAUACCAGAAUCAUAUCCGUGUCUCCAGAAUCCUUAAUCGUCCGACCCUCUGUGCAAGUUCGACAAGCGGAGACAGUACUGAAACUUUCACACCUGCUAUCCUCUCUGUCUGAACAGGCUUUGGUGAACUACCUUAACAUUCUACGACGCGACCUCAUGACAAACUACGUGGACCGUAUACUCCGAGAAGACAUCUCCAUCAUCGUAUCAGCGAACGAAAUCUCUUGCGUCCAUUCUUCGGGGAAGAACAAAAUUGACGGCCUGUCGAAUGUCUUGUCCUUCCUUUCCACCCACCUCUUUCUCUUCCUCCCUCAGCACCAACAGGUUCAAUUUCCCCAGUCGCUAUGCAAACCACUUAGUCUCAGUGUUCUCAACAACCUUUUGAUGCCCGCCUUGCCAUCUUCCUUCAAUCAGCUUCCUCCCUUCAUUGAUCUCGUCCGGUGCGCCGUUGAAUUUGAAGCCAAAUUCAUCAUAGGCAUUCUUGGAGGCGAUCAACAUGACAAUUUAAUACACAGUUGGGCGGAAGGCGUGGCUGGACACUACGAACGGCGAAGAAGACUUCAGAUUUUGGACGCGUCAAGAGUUCUCAUCAUGUCGCCCCGCAAUAAAUACGGCGUUCUCACUAUGGAAGUUGAAUUACAGACGGAAAGUCGCCAGCCUACUGUUGUCCCAGUACAGGCCGAUGAUAGCGCCCCUGCGGGCGAUGAAGACGCAUGGGGAUUUGACAACAGAGAGGAGAAGGCUCGAACAGAAAGUGACAUCGAAGGUUUGGAGUCAAAUGGAAAUGGCUGGGAAUUCGAUGACGAAAUUGACAUGGAGGAGGAUGACGGAAAGCAAGGAAAUGGUGACAAUGAGGAUGAUCCCGGAGACGCUUGGGGUUGGAAUGAUGAGGACCAGUCUUCCGAGGCCCUUCCUGAAGAGACGGCUUGGGACGAUCCUUGGGGUGACAUGCCCACGGACGAUCCUGCUCCUCCUGUUCCUUCUGUCGCAUCCCACGGAGCUGCUGACACAUCGGCAAAGGCGAUGAGUAAAUGCAAUGAGGGAGCUAACGGGAACUCUCGUAUGAGCUCUCAGAAGACGGCAGCACGCGUUGUUCCCCACAAACUGCCGGAAAAGCGGCCACCCAAGCUCACUUUGACGGAGACUUACUUAGUUUCGGGACAGGUGAUGGAGAUACUCAAGAUUGUUGAAGACAUCCUCAAUGAAGGGGCGGAGUUGGCCGCUUCCAAUAUUUUUCCGUCAUCAAAGUCGCCCAUAGGAAAUCUUCUGUUGCAAACGGCGCCAUCGGUUGUGGAUCUCUACAAAGCACUGUAUCCUGUGGUGUUCAGUGGAGAACUGAAGACUGCGGUGGAUGCUCCACUGCGGUUUUCGAAUGACUGCCUGUAUCUCAGUCAAGAGCUGGAACGAAUUGACGCGGGUACCGUCGAAGAGCGAAUGCAAGAGUCCCGGGAAUGCUUGAAGAUUCUGGGCAACAGUUGGCUGGAUGAUACCAUUGAACAAUACAGACAGUCGGUCGAUGAAAUCAUUAAGGAUGGUGCUGUAGGGUUUACGUACACGGGAGACCAGGACCGAUAUGACGAAUGUGAAGCGGCCCUCAACAGAGUUUUGCAAGACAUCAAGCGCCUUGCGCAACUUUGGAAGGGGAUUCUCACGAAGAGUAAAUAUUACAUGGCUAUCGGAUCUGUGACGGAGGCUGCGCUCUCAAGGGUCUUGGUGGAUAUUCUUGCCCUGCCUGAUAUCCCAGAAGUAGAGUCAGGGCGGUUGGCAGAGCUAUGUCGUAUUCUUCAUGCUCUUGAAGGUCUAUUCGUUGAGGAUCCGGAACAGCCGUCUUUUGUGGUAGCAUAUGCGCCAUCAUGGUUGAAGUAUUCUUAUCUAUCAGAGCUUUUAGAAGCAUCCAUGGCAGACACAACAUAUUUAUUCGAGGCAGGGGCUUUAGUGGACUUUGAGGUUGAUGAACUUGUGAGACUCGUUCGCGCUCUAUUUGCGGACACGAAUCUACGAACUAUUACCAUUAACAAGCUGUUGCAAGGGCAUCCCAACCGAUCAGAUUCAUGAUGGACCUGUAUUAUAUAGCAAGCUAUUCAAACGUUCUAUGACUUUCCAGCAACUCUUUUGUCCUGAUAUGAUUUUAACCUGCUAUGAUAUACAUGUCAGAUAAGUUACAGUGCGUAAAAAGGAAACUUGACCUUUUGUAAUCUCGGUCAGCCUUUGCCUGUGGAUUUAGCUUCUUCGAUUCAUCGACUGCGUCUUUCGCGUCUUUGCCCUUU